Molecule: messenger RNA, 1669 nt
Organism: Neogale vison (American mink)
Lineage: Eukaryota; Metazoa; Chordata; Mammalia; Carnivora; Mustelidae
Gene: SBK2
Product: SH3 domain binding kinase family member 2
Exons: 4
Coding region: 72-1124 (350 amino acids)
Biological process (GO): peptidyl-serine phosphorylation; peptidyl-threonine phosphorylation
Molecular function (GO): protein serine/threonine kinase activity; ATP binding
Source: RefSeq, a predicted model, not a curated record
GCUGGCAUGGGAUCUAGAGCUGGGCACUGACCACAGCGGGCAGCGAAGGGUCAGGCAAGCUUGGAGAAGAGAUGCCCGGCAAACAGUCAGAUGAGGAACAGGUGGAGGCAGGGGCUGCCGAAAAUGUAGCUGAGGAGGACCUAGGGGGCCUCACGGCAGAGGAGCUCCGGCAGGGCCAGGAGGCAGCCCUGGAGCUAGAGGACAUGAUGGCGCUAAGUGCGCAAACCCUGGUCCGGGCGGAGGUGGACGAGCUUUACCAGCAAGUGCGUUCCCUGGGCCAGGGCCGCUUUGGCCGGGUCCUGCUGGUCACCCAUCGUCAGAAAGGCACGACCCUGGCGUUGAAACAGCUCCCGAAGGCGUCCACUUCCCUCCGUGGCUUCCUGUAUGAGUUCUGCGUGGGCCUCUCACUGGGCACGCACCCAGCCAUAGUCACGGCCUACGGCAUUGGCAUUGAGUCAUCCGACUCCUACAGCUUCCUGACAGAGCCCGUCCUGUAUGGGGACCUCAUCACCUUCAUCCAGCCCAAGGUGGGCCUCCCGCAGUCGGCAGUCCAGUGCUGUGCGGCCCAGCUGGCCUCGGCCCUGGAGCACAUCCACUCCCGGGGCCUGGUGUACCGGGACAUCAAGCCCGAGAACGUGCUGGUGUGUGACCCGGCCUGCCAGCGGGUCAAGCUCACCGACUUUGGCCACACGAGGCCGCGUGGGACUCUGCUGCGCCUGACUGGGCCGCCCAUCCCUUACACGGCCCCUGAGCUCUGCUGCCCUCCGCCCCUGCCCGAGGGCCUGCCCAUCCAGCCUGCCCUGGACGCCUGGGCACUGGGGGUCCUGCUGUUCUGCCUGCUCACUGGCUACUUCCCCUGGGACCAACCCCUGGUUGGGGCCGACCCCUUCUAUGAGGACUUCCUCAUCUGGCAGGCGUCUAGCCAGCCCGAGGACCGUCCUCAGCCCUGGUUUGGCCUGACACCUGUGGCCGACAGUCUCCUGUGGGGACUGCUGGACCCUCACCCCCGGAAGAGGAGCCCCGUGAGCUCCAUCCGGGACUACCUGGGGCGUCCCUGGAGGCAGCAGCAGGAGGGGGAAGCUGAAGAGCUGGAGGAGGGGGAUGGCGAGGAGGAUGGAGAGUGAGGGGCAGCCCGAGCCCACCUUGCCUACGGAGAUACAGGAACGGAACCGCGUGCCCAUGUCCUGAGGUUGCCUCCACCUUCUUGUGCUGCCUUUUGGCUUCUCUUUUACCCGUUUCCCUCUUCCUUUCUUCCUUACCUCCCACAUGACCAUCCCUCCUAUGGCCUAGGGGGCCCCUGAGACAGCUGCAUGCCUGUCCCACCAUCGCCGUUCCUCAGGGCUUUGGCACCUGCUUUCCCCCUGCCCGAAAUCCUGUGGCUCCUUCCCUCGCCUCCCGCACACCCUGGGUGCUUCAGCUGCCCUGCUCAGUGAGGGCAGGCGAUGUCGCCGCCCCUGUGUUCCCACCGCCUCCUUCUCCUCUGCUCCCUGCCCUCCGGGAUGCUCAUCCCCUUCCAGCUGUCCACUUAGGUCCAUGUGGUUCUUCUGUGUGUCCUGCGCGGGGUCCCACCUGUCCUAUGAGGUGCCCCAUGGAGCUGGCGCAGUCCUGGCCCAACAGAAGGGCCUCAGAGAUGUCUGCUCAAUAAACGCACCUGUCUGGUUCUGUGUCA